Messenger RNA from Halichondria panicea, 1787 nucleotides. RefSeq lists its product as uncharacterized. Gene Ontology annotation, molecular function: metalloendopeptidase activity; protein binding; zinc ion binding. Gene Ontology annotation, biological process: signal transduction; proteolysis. The coding region runs from base 118 to 1617 and encodes 499 amino acids. Lineage: Eukaryota; Metazoa; Porifera; Demospongiae; Suberitida; Halichondriidae. The record is from RefSeq and is a predicted model, not a curated record. The transcript has 9 exons.
AUUAGGUAAAGAUCUUUGCACAAAGGAAAGUCCCAGAAAAAUCCUUUGCCCUAUAAACAGCUUUGCUGAUCUAUGAUCUUAGCUAAUCGCUUAGCAAAAGCAGGGCGAAUUUAAGUUAUGGCUGCUCUAGUGGUUUUUAACCGGGAUGAAGAUAGCAAUGAAGAGAUUGAUAUUACUAAAUCUAAUAGCAUUGAUACUCUUAAAGUUCUUGUUGAAGAAACACUCAACAAAGGCAGCAUCUCUCAUCUGCAGAUAUGGAGUGAAAGGUUUAAUAAAUACAAAAAGCUGACAAGAUUCGAGGAGGUACAAGAUGGAUGCCAGAUAAAUGCAGUGCCAACGAGGACACAAGACCAGCCAACUCCAGUUUCCCCUGGUAUGACUGAAGAGCCCCUGGUUUCACCAACUUUGACAUACUGCACGGAAUCGUUGAUUGCAGACGAAGCUGCAGCCUCGAGUGAUGCUAACCAGGCAGGAGCUGGUGCCUACGCUCAAAAUUCCAACAUCUGGACUGAGAAGGACGUCCUGAAUGUCCACUUUCUCAAUCCCGAAAUUCUUGAUCAGGAAAACUGGAAGUGUGAGUAUGGUGUACUCAACACCACUAAUAUCCUUAGUUGGGCUGCCGCUUGGAAUACCAAGAAGUGUCCCAAUAUUCCAAUCUUUAAGAAGACGGGUAGGCCAGAAUCAGCUGACAUCAGAGUCAAGUUUGAAGAAGGUGAUAGAUCUCAUUCCGAGGUUGGUAGCCAAGCGACGAAAGUUGUAGAUAAGUCUAAGCCCACAAUGGUCCUUUCACUAAAUGGUAAAGUACCCAACGAGCAGAAAUUUCUUGUCAUGCAUGAGUUUGGCCAUGCUCUUGGUCUGUUCCACGAGCACCAGCGUUCUGACUUCUGGAAGGUAGCGAACAGCUUGUUGGAUGUGGAAAAAAUGAAAAAGGAUUCUCGAAUGAAGAACGUGAAUUUUGGCAUAGAUAUUUUGCAAAUGGAGUCAGAAGGUCCCACAACAAUAUCGCCAUACGAUCCAGACAGCAUCAUGCACUACUGGUUUGAUGUGAACUGGCUUAAAAAGAAGGACCACAAGACUCUAUUAAAAUUUGAGGCUGAUAGAUGUCUCAGUGAAGAAGCAAAGACAGUUUUGAGAGGGAUUCACAAGAGACAUCGGAGUUGUGCUGAUGGGCCUUCAGAGAAAGAUCUUGAUUUUCUACAAAAGAUUUACGGAGGAGAGUCACCAGCCUCUCCGACCCCAAACAACAGCUCAGUCCCACAGCGAGCUGUACCUUCCUACGGGCAAAUCCAACUCUCCCCCUCUGAAAAGCCGUACCUCAACGCUCUGUAUGACGCUGCGUACAGGGGAAGGGGAAAGUGGUCAAACAUUGGUAAUAAUCUGGGUUUGUCUGGGGACGAUUUGAGUGCCAUUAGGACAAACAAUCCUUUGGAUGUUGGAGAGUGUUUCCGUGCAAUGCUGCUGAAGUGGUUUCAAAGCGGUUCUAACUGCUACCUUGAAACUUUCCUGAGUGCUCUCGAAUCAAAGGCUGUGGGUCUAGACAACCUGUGCUCAGACGUUGAGGGCGCCAUCUUAAAAAUUGCCAAUGGACCACAAGUUGCCAAGAGAGCACGAAGGUGAUGUCAUACCCCCCCUGAGCAGAACUGAUACUUGUUGCUAUAUAUAGCAUAGUAGAAUAAUAACAGUAGAUUAUUACUUACCUUGAUAAUUAUAGUAGAGACUAUAAUCAUCUAUAUAGUUUGAUAACUUACGGAGUGAAGUGAGUCGCUUUAUAAUAAUAGUGCACUAUA